Molecule: messenger RNA, 2883 nt
Organism: Salvia miltiorrhiza (redroot sage)
Lineage: Eukaryota; Viridiplantae; Streptophyta; Magnoliopsida; Lamiales; Lamiaceae
Product: protein LIKE EARLY STARVATION, chloroplastic
Exons: 4
Coding region: 991-2724 (577 amino acids)
Biological process (GO): regulation of starch metabolic process; starch metabolic process
Cellular component (GO): starch grain; chloroplast stroma
Molecular function (GO): starch binding
Source: RefSeq, a predicted model, not a curated record
AUGUAAAAGAGUAGCUUCAUUCUUUCACUGGAGAUGGGUCUAACCCGACCCAACUCCAUGUGGUAGGAGAGGAGUGGCCGACGGAGCGCCAGCGAGUGGCUGGCAGAGCAGCGGCACAGACGUGAUGCAUGGGGUGUGCCGAUUGCAACUUUGCAAGGAAAGGUUGCAUGGACGCAUAAUAUUCCAAAAUAGGGUAUGCAUAAUUUUGAGGAACAAAUGAACUAAUAAACAUAAAAAAUGUAAUAUUUGUUAAAAAAAUAUAAUAAUAAUUUUUAUUCAAGAAAAAUUAUAUUUUCACUUACUCAUAUCCGGUUCUGCGUUGUCCUAUUCAGACCCGUCUAAUACAUGACAUGGGAUGUACAAGAGUUUUUCUAUAUAUAAAAAUAUAAACUCAAAUAAAUAUUACUUUAUUUUCAACUAUUAACAAUAUUUAUUUAGGUAUAACUCCAUAAUUAUAUAGUGCAUCGUUUAUGCUUUAAAAGGAAAAUGCCAUUUGCAAACAAUUUCACACCUACAACAAAAAAUUAAAAAAACGAACGUGCCGUGUAGUACAAUUCCCGAAGAAGCUCACAAUUCUCAAUAUAAUUUUGAUCAAAAUCGUUCGAAUUUAUACAUAUAUAUAGAAAUAAAUAGAAGCCUCCAAAGAAGCACGAUUGAUUAGGAAAAGUUCCCUACACAGCUUCACUAUACAGUUCCCUCCACUUCCACCUAAAAUCGCGUUCACUUCUCGCUUUCACCGACUUACGGGAAAUAUUUUGUUGCUCACACAUCACCCGUCGUAAAGCAUGAGCGCGCACGGGAAUCGGCGGGUAUUUCCGUUAAAUACUGCAACUGUCUCUCUCUCUCUCUCUCACCAUUAAAGCCAGGCAUCUAAAACCUUCCUUCAAUCCCACGAAAAUCCUUUUUCAAUUCCCCCAAAAGAGUUCGAAAACGAAUCCCUGAUAAAUUUCACUCAAAAUUCAACACAAAAAAAUUUCAAUUACUGAGAGAAUGGCCACUCAUUUCCACCCAUCUCACUCCCGCGCCGCGGCGGCGCUCCGCCGCCGGAGCGGGGCGAGCCCUUUUUUCAUCUUCCCGCAGCAGGCGCUCCCGUGGCGCUCCAGGCAUGUUCUAGGGAAUCAAAGCGGCGCGAUGAGCAUUUCAAGAAUCAAGGCGGCGAGCUCGAGUGAGAGUGGAGACUCGUACCUGGACAUGUGGAAGAAGGCGAGGGAGCGCGAGCGGAGCUCUAUGGAGUUUCAGAUACUGGCGGAGAACUCUGCUGAAGCGGCUGAGAAUGCGGGAGAGGAAAGCGCGGAGGAAUUGGAGAAAAGAAACCGCGAGUUCGAGAAACUUCUGGAAGUUCCGGCGGAGGAGAGGGAUAAGGUGCAGAGAAUGCAAGUGAUUGAUCGCGCCGCCGCCGCGAUUGCGGCCGCGAGAGCGUUGCUCAAGGACACCGCGCCUCCGCAGCCGGACAUUGCCAGUGGUGGUGCCGAGAUGGACGAUCUUGAUGAGGGGAGGGAAAAUGGCAGCACUUUGGAGGCACAAUUCAGUAGCUCGACCAUCGGAACACCAGGUCCAAGUUUCUGGGCUUGGGCACCUCCUCUACAAGAUGAUGACAACGAUGAUUCUUUUAUGAGUGGUCAACUAAAGCCAGCUACACAGGCUUCUCCAUUUGCAGCUCAAAGCAGCCCUGUACUGGAGCAGGAGCGAAGCCAGGAAUCUCUGUCGAUUCCAUUUGAAACUGCAAUGCUUCAAAGUCAGAAUCUUGUGCCCCCUCUUCAGUCUCUUGUGGAGGUAGAGAAACGGGAAGUCACUAGAUCCACCGAGGAGAAAACUCAUCAGGUGGAAGAACUUAAGCUUGGAGUUGAAUUUUCGACACACGCAGCUGAAGCAGCUGGGGCGCUGAGUGAAAUGAAUGAAGCAUCCACCCAGGGAGUGAAUCCCGAUGGAACGAGGUGGUGGAAGGAGACGGGUAUAGAACAAAGGCCCGACGGGGUGGUUUGUAAGUGGACGCUGGUCAGGGGUGUUAGUGCUGAUAAAGGUGUUGAGUGGGAAAACAAAUACUGGGAAGCUGCUGACGAGCUUGCUUACAAGGAACUUGGUUCUGAGAAAUCUGGACGCGAUGCUGCAGGAAAUGUGUGGCGUGAAUACUGGAGGGAAUCGAUGAUGGAGAUUGAUGGGUCCGUCUAUCUUGAGAAAACGGCAGAAAAGUGGGGAAACAACGCUCAAGGAACUGAGUGGCAGGAGAAAUGGUGGGAGCGCUAUGGUGCAGGCCAAGCCGAGAAGUGGGCUCACAAGUGGUGCAGCAUCGAUCCACACACUCCUCUAGAAGCUGGCCACGCACACAUCUGGCACGAAAGGUGGGGUGAGAAGUAUGAUGGACUCGGGGGCAGCACGAAAUACACAGACAAAUGGGCUGAACGCUAUGAGGGCGAUGGCUGGGCAAAAUGGGGCGACAAAUGGGACGAGCACUUCGAUGCAAACAGCCAGGGAGUGAAGCAGGGGGAGAGCUGGUGGGAAGGCAAAUAUGGAGAGCGUUGGAACCGGACAUGGGGAGAGGGUCACAACGGUUCCGGAUGGGUGCACAAGUACGGCAAGAGCAGCUGCGGAGAGCAUUGGGACACUCACGUUCAGCAAGAUACGUGGUACGAGAGAUUCCCACAUUACGGUUUCUACCAUUGCUUUGAGAACUCAACUCAGCUGCGCGACGUUAAGAAGCCAUCCGAAUGGCCGGAGAACAGCUGAUGCAUUACUCUUAGCUAGUAAGUAGAUGCAUAUAUGAUGGUGUUUGUCUGAAUAGAGUGGAAGUAGAUAUUACUAGACAUAAUACUUGCUCUCUUGAAUCUUGAUUGUUGUGUAUUCUGCAAUAUACACCUUGGUUUGAUACUUUAGCUUCAUUGCUCC